Molecule: messenger RNA, 7758 nt
Organism: Physella acuta
Lineage: Eukaryota; Metazoa; Mollusca; Gastropoda; Physidae
Product: mucin-2
Molecular function (GO): metal ion binding
Source: RefSeq, a predicted model, not a curated record
UUUCUCUUUAAUCUAUCACAGUUACACAAGCAUACAAAUGAAUAAAUCUAGGAAUAAAAAACGAUCUCAACAGCUUCAGCAGACAGUACAAAUGAAACUGGCUGUUCUAGAGAAGCAAAAGCAAGAUAUCAUUGACAACAUUGCUGAGUAUGUUGCUGAGAUUGUUUCAUUGGCUGAUGAGCAGUUUGAACAAAAUCAUGCUCCUGAGCAAUACAGUCAACUUUUGCAUAAAAUAGACAGGACAUCAGAUCUUUUCACACAAAUUGCAAUGUACAUUGAUUCUGUCUUAUAUGAUUUCAAGCCAGCUGCUGAAGAUGUAUCCUUGUGUUUAACAACCUUGUCAGGUGACCUAGCUGGAGGAGAUGUCACAUCAGCCAAUCAAAUAACAACUAACAAAGAACAGUUUCAACUUUUGGUAACCAGGCAGACAGAAGACCAGCCAGAGCUGUUAAAAAAACUUUCAUUUUGUCCUGAUUCCUCAAAUGCUUCUCUACCUGAUUCAUCUGGAAAAUUAUCAUCUCAAGAGAAUUCUGAUGAUUGUAAAACUUUCAAUUGUUCAGCCAGCAUUUCAGUUAGGAAGCAACAAUGUGAUAGUCCAUUGGUGUGUGUCUCUCAGUCAAAUCUUCCAUGUAUAAAACAAUCUUUCAGCAAUGCAUCUACAAGUCUUAGCGUGCCAGUUGAUAGCUUACAUUCAGAGGUUACCCAGCCAGCUGAUAGUUUACUUACAGAUGUUACCCAGCCAACUAAUAUUUCACCAUCAGAGGCUACUCAGCCAGCUGAUAGCUCACCUCCAGAAGAUAUGCAGACAGCUGAUAUCUCACAUACAGAGGUUACCCAGCCAACUAAUAUUUCACCAUCAGAGGCUACUCAGCCAGCUGAUAGCUCACCUCCAGAAGAUAUGCAGACAGCUGAUAUCUCACAUUCAGAGGUUACCCAGCCAACUAAUAUUUCACCAUCAGAGGCUACUCAGCCAGCUGAUAGCUCACCUCCAGAAGAUAUGCAGACAGCUGAUAUCUCACAUACAGAUGUUACCCAGCCAACUAACAUUUCACCAUCAGAGGCUACUCAGCCAGCUGAUAGCUCACCUCCAGAAGAUAUGCAGACAGCUGAUAUCUCACCUUCAGAGGUUCCCCAGCCAAUUGAUAGUUUACUUCCAUAUGUUACUCAGCCAACUGAUAGUUUACCUUCAGAUGUUGCCCAGCUAGCUGAUAGCUCACCACAGGAAGAUAACCAGCCAGGUGAUAGUUUACUUGUAAAUGUUACCCAGCUAGCUGAUAGCUCAUCUUCUGAGGUUACCCAGCCCGCUAGUGUACCAUCAGAGUUUACACAGCCAGCUGAUAGUGCCCCAUUAGAGGUUACCCAGCCAGCUGAUAGCUUACCUCCAGAAGAUACCCAGCUAGUUGAUAGCUUACCUUCAGAGGUUACCCAGCCAGGUGAUAGUUUACUUCCAAAUGUUACCCAGUCAACUGAUAGCUCAUCAUUGGAGGUUACCCUGCCAGGUUCAGAAAUUACCCAGCAAGAUGAUAGCUCACCUCCAGAAGAUACUCAGCCAGCUGAUAGCUCAUCUUCACAGGUUACCCAGCCAGCUGCUAGCUCACCAUGUGAGGUUACCCAAUUUGUUGAUAGUUUACUUGUAAAUGUUAGCUCACCAUCAGAGGUUACCCAGCCAGCUGAUAGCUUACCCCCAGAAGAUGCCCAGCUAGUUGAUAGUUUACUUCCAAAUGUUACCCAGCCAGCUGAUAGCUUACGUCCAGAACAUACCCAGCUAGUUGAUAGUUUACCUUCAGAGGUUACCCAGCCAGCUGAUAGCUUACCUCCAGAACAUACCCAGCUAGUUGAUAGUUUACCUUCAGAGGUUACCCAGCCAGCUGAUAGCUUACCUCCAGAAGAUAUUCAGCCAGCUGAAAGCUCACCAUCAGAGGUUACCCAGUCAGCUGAAAGCUCACCAUCUGAGAUAACCCAGCCUGCUAACGCACUGUCAGAGGUUACCCAGCCAGCUGAUAGUUUACUUCCAAAUGUUACUCGACCAAAUGCUAGCUUACCUCCAGAAGAUACCCAGCCAGCUGAUAGCUCACCUUCAGAGGUUACACAGCCAGUUGAUAAUUUACCUUCAGAGGUUACCCAGCCAGCUGAUAGUUUACUUACAGAUGUUACCAAGCCUGGUGAUAGCUUACCUUCAGAGGUUACCCAGCCAGCUGAUAGCUUACCUCCAGAAGAGACCCAGCCAGGUGAUAGCUUACCUUCAGAGGUUACCCAGCCAGCUGAUAGCUCACCUUCAGAGGUUACACAGCCAGUUGAUAAUUUACCUUCAGAGGUUACCCAGCCAGCUGAUAGUUUACUUACAGAUGUUACCAAGCCUGGUGAUAGCUUACCUUCAGAGGUUACCCAGCCAGCUGAUAGCUUACCUCCAGAAGAGACCCAGCCAGGUGAUAGCUUACCUUCAGAGGUUACCCAGCCAGCUGAUAGCUUACCUUCAGAGGUUACCCAGCCAGCUGAUAGCUUACCUCCAGAAGAUAUCCAGCCAGGUGAUAGCUCACCUUCAGAGGUUACUCAGCCAACUGAUAGUUUACCUUCAGAUUAUACCCAGCCAGGUGAUAGCUCACAUUUAGAAGAUACCCAGCCAGCUGAUAGUUUACUUACAGAUGUUACCAAGCCUGGUGAUAGCUUACCUCCAGAAGAUACCCAGCCAGCUGAUAGCUUACCUUCAGAGGUUACCCAGCCAGUUGAUAGCUUACUUCCAAAUGUUACCCAGCCAGGUGAUAGCUUACCUUUAGAGGUUACUCGGCCAGCUGAUAUCUUACCUUCAGAGGUUACCCAGCCAGGUGAUAGUUUACUUCCAAAUGUUACCCAGUCAACUGAUAGCUCAUCAUUGGAGGUUACCCUGCCAGGUUCAGAAAUUACCCAGCCAGAUGAUAGCUCACCUCCAGAAGAUACCCAGCCAGGCGAUAGCUUACCUUCAGAGGUUACCCAGCCAGGGGAUAGUUUACUUCCAAAUGUUACCAAGCCUGGUGAUAGCUUACCUCAAGAAGAUACCCAGCCAGCUGAUAGCUUACCUUCAGAGGUUACCCAGCCAGGUGAUAGUUUACUGACAAAUGUUACCAAGCCAGGUGAUAGCUUACCUCCAGAAGAGACCCAGCCAGGCGAUAGGUCACCUUCAGAGGUUACUCAGCCAGCUGAUAGCUUACCUUCAGAGGUUACCCAGCUAGGUGAUAGUUUACUUCCAAAUGUUACCCAGCCAGCUGAUAGUUUACUUACAGAUGUUACCAAGCCUGGUGAUAGCUCACCUCCAGAAGAUACGCAGACAGCUGAUAGUUUACUUUCAAAUGUUACCCAGCCAGCUGAUAGUUUACUUCAAAAUACUUCUCAGCCACCUAAUAAUUCACCGCAGCUUCUCACUCAAACAUUACUCUCAUGUAUAACUCAAUCAUUCAACAUUCCAGUUCCUGAUAAGUGCCAACCAUUUUUCAAAACAUCAACAGCUGUGUUUAGCAAACCUCAUAAAAAAACUGUUCCUGAAUGUCAGGAUAAUGUUAAUGCUGGGAAAACUUCCAAUUCACUUGGCAACCCACAUGAAGUAUGCAGCAGGCCUUAUCAAGCAACAGACUUGAGAUUUAACCCACACCAUGCCCAGCAUCAAGCUCCAGCUAAUUAUUCAGUGCCAACUCCGUCCACAAACCCUUGUUUUUUUUUAAACUCUGGAAAAAUGUCUCCGUCCCAGAUUCCAUCAACAAAUAUGUACUCCCCUCAUAACCCUAGCAACUGGGUUGACUCUGUUUCUAUGUAUGGUCAUAAUGCUGCCUUCAGCCACCAUUCAACCAGUUAUUACAACACGUCUGCAUUUAACCCAAUCAUAACCUUUGGCCAACAUGUUAACUUGAUACAAAACCCCUUGAGACCACCUCCAUUUGCACUGAUAACCAAUUUAGAUGGGAUACCUUCAAGUCUGUUACCACAAACACCUGAUUGCAAUGCUAGAACUUCAGGUACUUAUAUUCAAGAAAUAAGCAGCAUGCCACAGAGUAAUUCUGAAAAAUCUUAUUCAAGCAGUGGCACAUUAAGUCCAAUCCAGCAGGGUUCAGAAACCUGUGUGUCAGAUCAACCAAACCAAGGGUAUAAUCACAACACAGACUCAGUUAAACAUCCAUAUACAUCAUCUCAGCAAUCUCAACGUUCCACAAGUGCAAUGUCUCCACUUUCUCAACAAGACAGUCAAGAUGGUAAAGCAACACCUGUGAGGCCAGCUCCUCGACAUCCUUUAAAGUUUGAUAAAACAAAACCCAAGUCAAGUACUUCAAAGAGUCUCAAGGAGCUGAUGCAUGAAGUCAGGAAAGAAGCAUCCAUUUAUUCCAAGAACAGAUAUGAGCUAGAUACAGAUGUUAGCUCUGUUUCAUCCAGCGGAUCAGAGCAGCAACUUAACCUUGAUCUCAAUUCUAGCAUCCAUAGUGGUAAAGGAGUAAACAAGGAUCUUACAGAAGAUAAACUUCCUUUAUAUGGUUUGAACACUAAAAUCUCCAACAAUGAAAAUGCUAUAACAGUGAAGAAAAUAAUACCUCAAGAAGGUGAGAUGUUUUCAGUGACUGUCAGUGAUGCUGAACAUCCAUGGUCAUUUCACGUCCAAUCAAAUGACAAUCUCCAAGAAAUAGCUAGCAACAUCAAGAUUUACAUUAAACACUCUUGGACUUCAAUUCAGCCACAUCCUGGCCUGUUUUGUUUAGCAAAAUACAGUGAUGGACUUUUCUAUAGAGCUAAGAUUAUGUCAGUUUCAGAAAAAGAUGGCCAGUUGAUGGUGAAGGUGUUCUACCUAGAUUAUGGCAAUGUACAAACAGUUACAGUAUCAGAGAUCUGUAAAUUACCUUUGUGCCUUGCUCAUUACCCAGCUCAAGCUUUACACUGUGCUUUGGCAGGAUCAAGCCCUAAGAACAAAGAGAGUUUGUGGCCAGAAGAAGCAAUGCUUCUUUUUCAGCAGUACAUAGAGAACCACAGAGUACAAAUACGUAUUGCUUAUGCCAAUAAAGAUGAAACAGACAGCAAAUUUCCACAUAUAAUAGAUGUCAUAGUCCGGCGUGAUGGUAGAGACAAGCUGACAUCUUCUAAGAAUCUUUCCCACAUUCUCAUUCAGAAUAAUGUAGCCAAACCUAUUGAGCUAGAGGAUCAAAUUCAAACAAUGAAAAAUAUUUUAUAUCCUGAACAAAAGUCUUCUCUUAUUUCUGGAAACAUUAACUUGGAAACUUCACUAAAUUAUUUAGAGCCAACCACAAAAUAUAAUACAACUGAAACAACACCAGUUCUUUCACCAAAGUUGCCUAAAGCUUUAUUUCCAUCUUGCUUGGAGAGGAUAAAGAAGAAAAAUAUAGAGCUCCAAAUGUCAGAAAAUUUAUCUAAUUUACUUACCCGAAAAGUGCCAGAAAAGUCAUUUAAUAAACCAAAUAUAAACAUGCCAGAUAAUCUUCAAUUUUCAACAGAAUCCUCUUACACAAAGCGUUAUACAGAAUCCAUUGAAGUAAAUAAAAAAUUAAUUUCCCGAGGACUUGCAAUGAUGAAAAAAGCAAAAGAUGUUCAAGGAAAUGAUUUGAAUAACAGUAGUAUAGAUUCUGAGGACAUCACCUUGCAAGAAUGCAUUGAACUUCCAGUCAUGAUAAGUACAGUUAUCUCCCCUGGUUGUUUUUUUGUCCACAUGGUUGAAGAAGAAAGUGGGAAAACAUUAGAACAACUACAGCUUGAGCUUCAGAUCAUCUUUGAAGAACUGUCUAAAAUAGAACUAAUAAAACUCUCCAUGUCUUUCCACCCAAACAAAAAUUCACUUUGUUGUGGUAUGCAUCCAGAAGACAACAAUUUUUACAGAUGUCUAGUUUUAGAAAACAAGACACAAAAAACUGACAACAUUUCUAUGGGGGAAAAGAUCCUAGUCUUCUUCAUAGAUUAUGGGGACUUUGAGUGGAUCCAACGGCGCCAUCUUUAUCCUAUUCCAGUCGAGCUAAAGAAAUUCCGUCCACUCUGUACUUGGUGUACACUGUCAAAUGUGAAGCCACACAAAUCAUCAGACACCACAGUCCCUGUUAUUUGGCCACCUGAAGCUGUUACAAAAUUCAAAUCUCUUUUGGACUAUGACAGAGUUAUCUAUGCCAUUGGUUCAGAGUCCUGUUUUCAUAAGGUCAACAACUUCACCAACUUCCAAUUUGAGCCACUUCCUGUUUACCUCCUUGACCGAAGUGGGGAAAAUGAAGUUUGUUUGAACCAUGAACUGGUUAGCCUGGGCUUGGCAUCUUUAAGCAUUGCUGACAUUGUUACAGAGACAGCAAACUCCAACACAGCUGAUGACAAAGAACAGAAAUCCACUAUGAGUGACUGGGACCCAAUGUCUGAAGCUUUUACAUCAAUCCGCAACAGCUACAAAGUGGAUGUUGAUGACCCAGGGGUUGCUUUGGUUGGUUACUCAUCUGACAAGUUGGCUAAAGGCAGUCACAAAGUGUGUGCAUUCUAUAACCGGCCAAAAGGAUGUUUAAGAAACGAUCGUUGUCCAAAUCUGCACAUUAAAAUUGAUGCUGAUGGCUUGAGCCAUGAUAGAGUUCCAGUGUUAAAGUACGAUGAAGACCAGUCUGAAAUCCUGCCAUCCCCUGGUGCUUACAUCACAGUUAACGUCACUAGUGUGCAAUCUCCGAGCCAGUUCUAUGUCAACUUGCCUUUUGGUAGCCAAAGUAUGAGCCAGUGUAUGAUGGAUCCCACAGUCACUAAUGCUCACAGGAAAGGGGAGACACUGGAAGAUCUUAUGGCUAGUAUGAGUGACUUCUACAAAUCAAGUGUUCAUUAUGAUGGGGACCUUACAUUGUUAGCGUCAGGCCAGGCUUUGGCUGCCAGCAUUAAAGGUGUUUGGACUAGAGUUAAAGUCCUUGACUCUGAUGUGGAACAGGGAUUAGUAAAGGUGAUGGCGGUGGAUUAUGGUAAUGUGGAGUGGGUGGAAGAGACAGACAUCAGAGAGCUGGACCUGAGAUUCAUCCACCUGACACCACAGGCAGUAGAAUGUGGUCUUGCUGAUGCUGAACCUUUUAGUGGGGCCCUAGAGUGGACAGAGGAGGCUUGUGAGAUAUUUCAAGAACUAGUGAUGGGGAAAAGCAUGGUAGCUAUUGUCAAAGACAGGUUUCUGUCAGGAAGGAUAACUGUGACUUUGUUUGAUCCCAACACUGAGGAAGAGAUCAGCAUUGGGCAGGCUCUCAUCGAGUUUGGCCUUGCCAGCUCCAUCAGUGUGAAUCCUAGAGAAACAGAUCAACACAGUGAUAAACAUAAGAAAAAAGACAUGCUCUUUUUUAUGCCUGUGUAAACUAAUGAAUGUAUUCAGUUUAAGGUUUUAAUUAUGGAUUUAUUUUUCUAAUAAAGCAUUACAUCAUAUAUUGUAUGAAAACUACCUCCUUUACAAUCCAUAAUAUGAAUAUAUUUUUAUACCAGUAUUUUAAAAAAUAGCUUAUUUUUUUAGCGGAAAUAGGAUAUAAGCUUUUUGUACAUGAGCUAUCUAGCUCAGUAAUAGAUUAUUUGUAUCAUAACUUUAAAUAUGUUGAUGAAGUAACUUUUUGAUUUUUGUUUUGUUCCAGUAAUUCUGUGUUAAAAAAUUGCAUUUAAUUAUAUAUUUUCUGUUAGUUUUUAAAGCCAUGUUUAUGUUUUGUUAGCAACUACCUUGCAUGUGUUGCAUUUCAUUCAAGCAUUAUCUGUGUUUCCUCUGAACGGAAUUAAUGAAUUUUGUUUCAGUUCAAUAAAAGAUAUAAAACA